GGUUCAGCUUGCAUGCGAUUGCCCAGCAUCCGUAGUCUUGCUUGCACUGUGCAACAUCUGUUGCCACCGGCCUUUGCAGUACUGUGCCGGGUGAGUUUUCUUCCGGCCUAGGCAUCGGAAGCUUGGCUUGUGCUACCUCCAGUGGUGAAACCGAGCCGGCUUCACUGCCAAAAAGUUCCAUUUUGCUCCUUUGGGCUUGGUUCUUGGUGACAACCUUUUGAUCAGAGGCACUGAAACGAAGUUCAGAGUUCAGGCCAGGUUCGAAGUUUUGCAGCUUUGAGAGUUGCGUUGAAGUCGGGGCCUGGCAUUUCGGACGCGAAAGCGAGACACUCGGCGACGAGCUGCUGAUGGCUUGUUUUGCCAAACUUCUGCCAACGACAAAGAAGCCAUUGCCUCGCAUGAUGAGCCGCUUGAACGGCAAUUGAGCAGGGUUUCAAAUCACUUUGCACGAUUGAAGGGGAGUGGUCAUAAGGGCCCCCGGCGUACGGCAAACAUGUGGCGGCGCAAGGCUGCGGAAGUGUGUCGCGCAAGUGCAAGUGGCGUGGUUGAUCGCGUGAGCUACCCCUGUGCUCGCGUAAGCUCGCGGAAGCACCUUUCGGGGGAGCAGGUGCUGACGGUGCUGCAGGUGUUGCGUCCGAGUCCAGUCUACCUCUGCUGACGAAAACUCGCCACGCGUUUUGUUGGUUAGUUGCCAUCGUCUUGCGCUUUGUGAGCCAACUCAAGCAUGCAUCCAAACAACAUCCAGGAUGUGAUGCUCGCUUGGAAUCGUUGCCAAUCGUUAGGCAGAUGACGUUUUCGCGACUUGGACACCAGGACACAUGAGACGGGUACGAGGUAGGUACUAGCAGUACUAGCCGCAAUGGCGCACAGUCCAUGCAGUUAGACGAUAAACUAAGUAUCCGAUACAGAUCCAUCGCAUCAGUUGCUUGCAGCUAGGCCCUUUUCGUCUCCAGAGAAGGAGAUGAUCAACACCGGAACUUCCAGGUUUUUGAAGAGCCCAUAUUGCAGGUAGAAAGCACAUUUUGGCCUUGCACUCCUGUGAUGCAGGGGCUAUGCAUUUCAUGGAGUCGCCAGCCUUUCUCAGCAAUCGCUUGAUAUAGGCCUGCUUCCGGUCAAGGCCAGUUCUUGCCAUGUAGAAAGAUCGCCUCCCCAGGCGAUAAGUUUUCGUGAUUUGAUGCUCCCUUUGUCCAACAGCAGUGUGCAUUCCCUUUUCCUAGCGUGCAGGGGAGUAGAUGGCAUGUAAGAGUUGGAGCAGCGGCAAGAGCAGGAGAUUGGCACAGGGGAAGCCCUUCUGUGCGAAGCUCGCUGAGCUACAUAUCUUGCCCAAGUUCUCUUCAUGUUGCCAGGCAAUGCCAGAGUCAGAUGUUCAGCUCGUUGCAAGCAAAGAACUUGCAUUUGUUGCGUCUCAGGGGCUGACCUUUUCGCUGCUGACUUCGCUGGCCGGUUCACAGACAGCGGGCAUGGCACUUUGCUGCCAGCAAGCAGUUCGAAAGGCAGUGCCAUUGCCAAGCAUCUUUGCAAUCCUGCGCUUCCUGCGAUGUGACCAGAAAAAGGCUUUCUGCGAUGUGACCAAUCACAUCCCAGAAAGCCGGUGACCAGGAGAGCAUGCAAAAGCGCGUGAGCCGCUGACUUUCUUGGGUGAGUGCGACUCUUUUGCGAUGGCUUCCUUUUAGCUUGUUGUGAUGUACCUAGCG
This is a messenger RNA of Effrenium voratum, 1694 nucleotides long. The record is from the annotation of a GenBank genome assembly. NCBI's taxonomy places the organism in Eukaryota, Dinophyceae, Suessiales, Symbiodiniaceae.